Messenger RNA from Sungouiella intermedia, 1026 nucleotides. Lineage: Eukaryota; Fungi; Ascomycota; Pichiomycetes; Serinales; Metschnikowiaceae. The record is from the annotation of a GenBank genome assembly.
AUGGUCCAUACCGCCGAAUACCUCCCCGCUAAGCCCUCAGACAUCUCUUCCGUCUUGCAAGGUGGCUACAACCACCCGCUUGCACGUGAAUGGCAGAGCGAGAGACAGCUUACCAAGUCCAUGUUCAUCUUUCCACUUUUUGUUUCCGACAUCUAUGACGAAGAAACAGAAAUCGCUCUGUUGCCCAACAUCAAGAGACACGGAAUCGGUAAGUUGUUGGAGUACGUCACUCCAUUGGUGGCCAAAGGGUUGCGUGCCGUCAUUCUUUUCGGUGUGAUCUUGAAAGAAGGUGUCAAGGACCCAGUAGGCACUGCUGCUGACGAUCCAGAAGGUCCUGUGAUCCAGGCGAUCAAGUUGCUCAAGGAGAACUUCCCCGACCUUUAUGUGAUGUGUGACGUAUGCUUAUGUGAGUACACUAGCCACGGUCACUGUGGAAUUUUGCACGAUGACGGCCAGAUCAAAAGAGAGCCUUCAGUUCGUCGUAUUGGUGCUGUGGCCGUUAACUACGCCAAAGCAGGCGCCAACUGUGUGGCUCCAUCGGAUAUGAUGGACGGCCGUAUCAAGGAAAUCAAGUUAGGACUCAUGGAUGCCGGCUUGGAGAACAAGGUGCUUGUGAUGAGUUACUCGGCCAAGUUCAGCGGAUCCUUGUACGGUCCAUUCAGAGACAUUGCUGGAAGUGCACCCAGUCACGGCGAUAGAAAGCUGUAUCAGUUGCCUAGUGGUGGUUCGGGUUUGGCUCGUAGAGCGUUGGUUAGAGACAUUGACGAAGGUGCAGAUGCAUUCAUUGUCAAGCCUUCUACUUUCUACCUUGAUGUAGUGAAGGAGGCAUCCAUCAUCUGUAAGGACUUCCCUCUCUGCGUUUACCAAGUCAGUGGAGAGUAUGCCAUGUUGCAUGCUGCUGCAGACAAGGGCGUUGUGGACUUGAAGGCCAUUGCUUUUGAGUCCCAUCAUGGAUUCUUAAGAGCCGGAGCACGCUUGAUGAUCAGUUACUUCACUCCGGAGUUUUUGGACUGGCUCGAUAUCUAA